Messenger RNA from Pseudoliparis swirei, 2375 nucleotides. RefSeq names its product proteolipid protein 1a (gene plp1a). Gene Ontology annotation, cellular component: myelin sheath; plasma membrane. The record is from RefSeq and is a predicted model, not a curated record. Gene Ontology annotation, molecular function: structural constituent of myelin sheath. Lineage: Eukaryota; Metazoa; Chordata; Actinopteri; Perciformes; Liparidae. Gene Ontology annotation, biological process: axon development; central nervous system myelination. The transcript has 7 exons. Bases 122 to 859 code for a protein of 245 amino acids.
GAGGACCAGAGGACCAGAGGACCAGAGGACUAGAGGACCAGAGGACCAGAGGACCAGAGGACCAGAGGACCAGAGGACCAGAGGACCAGAGGACCAGAGGACGAGCCUUCCCCUUCCAGACAUGGGCUGCUCUGACUGUUGUAUGCGCUGCUUGGGGGGCGUGGCCUACUGCUCCCUGGCCGCCACGCUGCUGUGUUUCUCCGGCAUCGCCCUCUUCUGCGGUUGUGGCCACCAGGCGCUCACCGAGACGGAGCGCCUCAUCGAGACCUACUUUGCCCGUAACCUUCAGGACUCCAUCGCCUUCGCCUACUUCAUCCAAUAUUUCCAGUAUGUCAUCUAUGGAUUGGCCUCGUUUUUCUUCCUCUACUGCAUCAUGCUGUUGGCUGAGGGCUUCUACACCACGAGCGCUGCCAAGCAGACCUUUGGGGAGUUCAGGAGCACCAUGUGCGGCCGCUGCCUCAGCGCCUCGUUCAUCGUGCUGACGUACGUCCUCGCCGUGCUGUGGCUGUUGGUGUUCGCCUUCGCCGCCCUGCCCGUCUACUUCUUCUACAACAUGGAUGCCACCUGCCACACCAUUGACGUUCUGGCUGAGACGCCAGCGAGCAUCAACCAGCUCUGUGUCGACGCGAGGCAAUACGGACUCCUGCCGUGGAACGCCGUGCCGGGGAAAGCUUGUGGGAUGACUCUGUCGUCUGUGUGCAAGACCAGAGAAUACCGAAUGACCUACGACCUCUACAUUGCUGCCUUUGCCGGUGCGGGCAUCACCCUCUUGGCUCUGCUGACCUACACGGUGUCCACCACCUAUAACUUUGCAGUUCUUCGGUAUCUGGGAAGAAAGGGCAUAGGUGCACGGUGUUAGGCUCGCCAUCACCGCUCUCCUUCCACUCUGGUCACAGACUCUUAAUGUCUUUUCUAUAUUUUUUACUUUUUGGGAAGAAUGUCACUUUUCUCUAGCGUGGGGUUGUCUCCUCUUUUUACAGGCAGUUUGUUUUAUUGCAGUCUUUCUUAUGCCAUGUCACCAAUUAUUGUUCUUGUUGCAUGCUGUUGAUGCCCUACAAUUAGUUUCUGCUUCCUGUUUCAUAUAAAUAACAUAUCACGACUGGAUUCACGUAUGUAAGAAAUGACCAUCAAUGAGCAACAAACGUGCUGCUAGCAUGCAGCUGCAGAGAAAUGGUGUUGUAGAUACAAUGGUUCACAUCUGGUUGCCAUGGUGACGGACGAGCAUGUUGACCCCAGGACUUUUCUCACGGGCUGGAAAGAAGCCUCAACAAUGGAGUCAUGCCUGUUUUAAAACUAGCCAAUAAGGAGCCAGUAGAAGGGUCACGGGAGCGUUGACUGAACCCUCGACCUCCUGACGAUAGAGGGGUGACCUCUAACGCCUCAAUGCAGCUCUUCUGGGACACACACACACUCUAAAAGCUGCUGCUGCAUGACCCCCCCCCCAUUAUUGAAGUAAAGGAGUCAGUGAGGGGACUGAAGGCCUUUUGAUGCUUUCAAGUAGAACCUCACAAAGGCUCUGAAAUAGUUUCUCAUAAUUUGAGGUCAGAAGCGCAAGCGGCAACUUCUAUUUGUCAUUUUGUACAUCAUGUCAUGUAUUGACUGCAGCGUCACGCCUCAUUGUUUGUCUGAUCAUAUGUGUAUAUAUAUAUAAUGAUCAGACAAACACAAUGAGGCGUGACGCUUCAGUCAAUGCAGAACAGGUAAUGUAGCCCAGCUUUGUCUGGGCAUGUUGUCGUAGUUCUUGCAUAACGCCUGACUUGCCUCUGAGGAUGACCGACGCUCUCGUGCAGCAGCCGAUGAGUCCGUGAACUCGGCUGUGAGUGGUUGUCAAAUGGCAGCCGGCUGUGUGAUUGUUGGUCAAAUGUGAGAAUAAAGAGAGUAUUCCUUGACGUGUGUUCAUGGUGACGGGUUGUGUCGAGCGCCGUAUCGAGGUGUGUUGUCAGGUGGAUGGUUUCCUCUUGUGUCCACAGGUGCACUGCUCCCUGCACCUGGCUGUGAGCCAGGUGCACCCAAGGAGGCGGGGCCACAGUGAAAAGGAGAGGCGGGGCUCCGACCUGUAUGGGAGGUUGCAGAGGGAGCGGGGGGGCACACUGUGCUCUCCGUACCCGGCUGCAGAGCCUUAUGGUGACCCUCACACUUGAGCUGGUCAUCAAUACUCUUGUUUCAUAAUAGUAUUUGGUGAAUUGAUUCCCUUGUGAUUAUUUAGAAGUUUUCACUAACAUAGGCUGUGUGUUCACAUCUAAUUUAGUAAAAUAUCGGGGUCAGAAAUAUGUUUUCAUUGUGAAUGUUUCCUUUUCUUUGCAGCCAGGUCUCAUUUGAGUGUGCGCUGCUUGGUUCCUUUUUUAAUGUAGUGCAAAUAAACCGUGUUCACGUCU